UGACACAUGUCACUCAAAACCAACACACAGUUAAUCUCAACAAACAUUUCUUUUAUCAAACUUAACAAAAACAAAUUACUCUACUAAUAUAGUACACCGAACACUGAACAUAGAAUUCAACGUUAACCGAACAACAAAACAGUUGGCGUAUACAAACGGUGACACGUGGCAGUUACCCACUAGUCUCAUCUCAUCCUUUUCUGUCUUUAGCUAAGGAAAAAUUCAUAAGAUGCUCCUAGAAUGUCUUCCUAAGAUUCCACGAUCUAAUACCAAAACCCCUCUCUUCUCUCGGCUCUUUGAUGAUGAGUAGUAAAAGAUAGGAGAGAAGAUAAGGAAGAAGCUAAAAAUGGCUGCUUUCUCUCUCCAAUCUCCUUCUUUCUCUCCAAACUGCAAUAAAUUCAGAACCCACCAACAUGGCCACCCAACAAGACCUCUGUCCCUAACCUUACCACGUUCUCGAGUUAUAUGUUCCUCAAUCAAUUCCAAGGACGAUACUCUUGGUGGCGAUAACUUCUCCAGUAAUUUUUGCAUCAUAGAAGGACCAGAGACAGUUCAGGAUUUUGUUCAAAUGCAAUUACAGGAAAUUCAGGAAAAUAUUAAGAGCCGGCGGAACAAGAUUUUUCUUCUUAUGGAAGAGGUGAGGAGAUUAAGAGUACAACAGCGGAUUAAGAGCAUCAAUGAAAUUGAUGAGGAAGACAUUGAAGAGGCAUAUGAGAUGCCUGAUAUUCCUUCCUCCAUUCCCUUUCUCCCUGAUGUGACACCAAAGACAUUGAAGCAGCUUUACUUGACCAGUUUAUCGUUUGUUUCUGGUAUAAUUGUGUUUGGAGGACUUAUUGCACCAACUUUAGAACUAAAACUAGGCUUAGGAGGCACCUCAUAUGAAGAUUUCAUUCGCAGUAUGCACUUACCUAUGCAAUUAAGUCAGGUUGAUCCGAUUGUAGCAUCCUUUUCUGGUGGGGCUGUGGGUGUCAUUUCAGCGCUGAUGUUAAUCGAAGCCAACAAUGUCGAACAGCAAGAGAAGAAAAGAUGCAAAUAUUGCAAUGGAACUGGAUACUUGGCCUGUGCUAGAUGUUCAGCAAGUGGUGUGUGUGUGAAAGUUGAGCCCAUAUUAACAUCUAACAUAUCUGACCGCCCUCUGCAAGUGCCGGCAACACAAAGGUGUUUAAAUUGCUCCGGUGCAGGAAAGGUUAUGUGCCCUACCUGUCUGUGCACUGGAAUGGUAAUGGCAAGUGAGCAUGAUCCCCGGAUUGACCCUUUUGACUAACUACUUACCAAUGUGAGCUUUUCUUUGUAGUGUUCACUUAUUUUUCUUCCUUAUGUUGAUUUAGUAGCUCUAUCAAUGUACAUUUUUAUGUUCCCUACUUCUCACUCCAAACAGACAUUGAAAAUUGAAUCUUGGAUGUAAAAGUAAAAGGCUGUUUCUUGGUUUA
This is a messenger RNA of Cannabis sativa, 1430 nucleotides long. RefSeq names its product protein ORANGE-LIKE, chloroplastic. The record is from RefSeq and is a predicted model, not a curated record. Gene Ontology annotation, cellular component: chloroplast membrane. The coding region runs from base 347 to 1264 and encodes 305 amino acids. NCBI's taxonomy places the organism in Eukaryota, Viridiplantae, Streptophyta, Magnoliopsida, Rosales, Cannabaceae. The transcript has 8 exons.